This is a messenger RNA of Paramisgurnus dabryanus, 7844 nucleotides long. It is a transcript of the gene plcl2, whose product is annotated as phospholipase C like 2. Lineage: Eukaryota; Metazoa; Chordata; Actinopteri; Cypriniformes; Cobitidae. Gene Ontology annotation, molecular function: phosphatidylinositol-4,5-bisphosphate phospholipase C activity. Gene Ontology annotation, biological process: gamma-aminobutyric acid signaling pathway; phosphatidylinositol-mediated signaling; phosphatidylinositol metabolic process. The record is from RefSeq and is a predicted model, not a curated record.
AAAUGUAACACCGCGCAUACAGCCCUGAGUUAAGUUUGUGUUGAUUCACGGGCUUCACCAGUGUGUAUCGUCUGUGCAUUAUUUUGAUGUGAAGUGAGUUCAGCAGAUGGCAGUAUCUGUCAGAAAGGGCUCAGCGGUCCAACAAUGAGACUUGCAACAUUGUAUCGCACGCGCACAUUCGCUUUCGAACGCGGUGCGCGAUGAAACAAUGUAUCGAGUCCGACACAUGAAGCAACGCCGACGGGAAAUAAACCUGCGAUGGCUCAUCAUUUCUCUCUAAUGUCUUUUCGGGAGCUCAAAUCGCUCGAUAGCUAAUACUGCCAGGCGCAGGCUGCUGUGCGCGCGCGCAUACGGAGCUCAUGGCGGAGUUUGUCGCCGAGACCUGCGGGGUGUCAUCGCCCAACGGCGGCGGCGGCGGGAAAUCUGCCCACCCCGGCGAUGAGACGGGCGGCAGGGAUGAGUGCGAAGUGUCGGUCUCAAACGGGGACUGUGGAUUGUGCGGACCCGAGAAUCCAGAGCUGGAAGCGGCAAACGCAUCUGUCGUGCUGGACGGAAAACCUGGGAUACCACGCAAGGCGAGCAUUAUAAAGGAUGGCUCCAGGCGAUGCAAGGAGAGGAAGAAGACUGUGUCGUUCAGUAGCAUGCCAACAAAGAAGAUCAGCAGUGCAAGCGACUGCAUUAAUUCAAUGGUAGACGGCUCGGAACUGAGGAAAGUUCGCUCCAAUUCCAGAGUCUACCAUCGCUACUUCAUGCUAGAUGCCGAUAUGCAGUCUCUGCGGUGGGAGCCGUCAAAAAAAGAAUCAGACAAGGCCAAGAUUGACGUCAAAUCCAUCAGAGAGGUACGAACCGGCAAGAACACAGAGACCUUCAGGACCAACGGAAUUUCAGAUCAGAUUUCCGAGGAUUGCGCGUUUUCCAUCAUCUAUGGGGAAAACUACGAAUCGCUUGAUUUGGUGGCAAAUUCGGCUGAUGUAGCUAAUAUAUGGGUGACUGGACUCAGGUACCUCAUGUCGUAUGGCAAACACACUCUAAACAUGAUUCAGAGUAGCCAGGACAACAUGCGCUCCUCCUGGCUGGGAGAACUCUUUGACGAAGCAUGUGCGAAUGGCGGAAAAAGCAUCAGUCUUUGUUCGGCCGUACAGAUGAUCAAGAAGUUAAGUCCUGGAGUUAAAAAUGUCAAGAUAGAGCUCAAGUUCAAGGAGUUGCACAAAGCGAAAGAAAAAAUGGGUAGCAAAGUGACUAAGGAAGAGUUCAUCGAAGUCUUUCAUGAUCUUUGCACAAGACCAGAAAUUUAUUUUUUGCUAGUCCAGUUCUCCAGCAACAAGGAAUUUCUUGAUGCUAAAGACUUGAUGAUCUUCUUGGAGGCCGAACAGGGUAUGGCCAAAGUGAGUGAGGACAUCAGCAUAGAAGUAAUUCAAAAGUAUGAACCCUCAAAAGAGGGGCAGCUGAAAAGAUGGCUCUCACUGGAUGGAUUUACCAAUUACCUCAUGUCACCAGACUGCCACAUUUUUGAUCCUGAACAUAAAACAGUAUGCCAAGAGAUGAAUCAACCUCUGUCUCACUAUUACAUCAACUCCUCCCAUAACACCUACCUGAUAGAGGACCAAUUCAAGGGUCCAUCAGACGUAACAGGGUACAUCCGGGCCCUCAAGAUGGGCUGCAGAAGUGUGGAGCUUGACGUUUGGGAUGGGCCCGAUAACGAACCGGUCAUUUACACUGGCCACACGAUGACCUCACAGAUCGUUUUCCGAAACGUCAUUGACAUCAUCAACAAAUAUGCCUUUGUGGCAUCAGAAUUUCCCUUAAUACUGUGCUUGGAGAACCACUGUUCGUUAAUGCAACAGAAGGUCAUGUUUCAGCACCUGAAAAAAAUACUCGGGGACAAAAUUCACUUGGACUCUCCCAACCUUGACGACAGCUACCUUCCAUCCCCCUCUGAAUUAAAGGGUAAGAUUCUUUUGAAGGGCAAAAAACUAGCGAGCAACUUCAUUGGGACAGAAGGUGAAGUGACCGAUGAAGACGAGGGGGCUGAAAUGGCUCAGCGGGUGAACAGCGAACAAGGAGGAGAACAGCAGACGGUUGCUCAACCCAAAAAGUUUCAGCUCUCCAAGGACUUAUCUGACUUGGUAACCUUGUGUAAAUCUGUUCGAUUUAAGGAUUUUGUGUCAGCUUUCCAGAAUCAGAAACACUGGGAGCUGUGCUCCUUCAAUGAGGUCUUUGCCAGUAAAUGUGCUACCGACCACCCUGGAGACUUCGUUAACUACAAUAAGAAAUUUCUGGCAAGGGUUUAUCCCAGUCCGAUGAGAAUCGAUUCUAGCAACAUGAACCCACAGGACUUUUGGAAAUGCGGCUGUCAGAUCGUAGCAAUGAACUAUCAAACACCCGGGCUCAUGAUGGACCUUAACAUUGGCUGGUUCAGGCAAAACGGGAACUGCGGUUACGUUCUACGUCCAUCUAUCAUGAGGGAGCAGGUGUCUUAUUUCAGUGCCAAUACUAAAGACUCGGUUCCAGGAGUAUCUCCACAACUCCUUCACAUAAAGAUUAUCAGUGGGCAAAAUUUCCCCAAACCCAAGGGCUCGGGGUCCAAAGGCGAUGUCGUAGACCCUUACGUUUACAUUGAAAUUCACGGCAUCCCUGCUGACUGUGCUGAGCAAAGGACUAAAACUGUCCAUCAGAACGAAGACAAUCCCAUUUUUGAUGAGAGUUUUGAGUUUCAAAUUAACCUUCCAGAAUUGGCAAUGGUGCGAUUUGUUGUCUUGGAUGACGACUACAUCGGGGAUGAGUUUAUCGGUCAGUACACCAUUCCAUUCGAGUGCAUUCAGCCAGGUUAUCGCCACGUUCCCCUACAGUCUCUUACAGGUGACGUACUUCCACAUGCCUGGCUCUUUGUCCAUGUCGCCAUUACCAACCGGCGCGGUGGGGGUAAACCUCACAAAAGGGGGCUUUCUGUCCGCAAAGGUAAACGGGGUCGGGAAUAUGCCACCAUGAGGAUACUUUUCAUCAAAGCUCUGGAUGAAGUCUUUAAAACUGCUGCACAGCCACUACGGGAAGCCACCGAUCUGAGAGAGAACAUGCAGAAUGCCAUCGUGCCAUUUAAAGAGCUCUGCGGUCUGUCGGCGGUGGCCAAUCUGAAGCAGUGUAUUCUGGCCCUCUCCCCACGCCUCACUGGACCGGAUAACAGCCCGGUUCUGCUGUUUAACCUCAAAGAUCAGUACCCGACCGUGGAGGCACAGGGGGUGCUGCCGGAAGUGCUGAAGAAAGUCGUGACGGCUUAUGAGAUGAUGAUCCAAACCAGUCGGACGCUGCUGGAAAACUCGGACAGCAUUUACGAUAAAAUACUGCAGGUCCAGAAAGCAGCGAUGGAGUUUCAUGAGAAUUUGCAUGACAUGGCCAUGAAGGAAGGUCUGAAGGGACGAAAACUCCAUAAAUCUGUGGAGAGCUUUACCUGGAACAUCACCAUUUUGAAGGGCCAGGCCGAUCUGUUGAAACACGCCCGUGCAGAAGUGCUGGAAAACUUGAAACAGAUCCACUACGCCGCCCUCACGUCUAACCUGGUGAAGGGGUCGUCCGAGCCUAAGGGCCGCCGCAGUCUUGGGGCGAUCCCGGAGAAGGCCGUCAGGGAGGAGGACAUCCCGGAUGAGGAGAACUGAGGUUACCUUUCCUCCAAAUCCCAGAAGUCCUCUUCCUGUAUCUCGCUCCAGAGAUCGGUGUGCGCUGAGGGCUCGGGUCAACCGAGGAGGUUUCGAUCGAGAUCAGCGCAUCACAUCUACAGGAUAUCAACGAUAAGGGAGAAGUGUUUUCAUGAGAGGAGAAAAGGCCUUCUCCACUUCCUGUUUCCACCUCCUCCACUUCCUGUUUGUGUCUCUGCCCACGUGUCUCUUUAAUGCCGCGGGUCUCUGGGGUCAAGUCCGUGUCUAUGUGCCACAACUUGGCCCCAGAACUUUUCUACAAGCACAAACGUUGAGUAUUAAGACUGGAAUCAUGAAUGUAAAAGGACGUCGCGUGUGAACGUGAGAAAGAAAAUCAGAGAGCUGUUUACAAUAAAGAACUAAUUCAUGUUCUGUCUGCCAAACUAGUAUGUAUGUGUGUGUAUAUAUAUACUGUAGUAUAAAUAUAUAAAUAUAUGGAGAUCUGUUACUUUUUUGCUAUGUGAACUUUUAAUGGAUCAGAUUAUUUUGUUAACAGAAAUGGGUGUUUUAAAAGAGUUCAUAUUUUAUUUGCUUGUACAGACGUAAAUGUGGCCAGAGCGGAUCAUACGAGAGCGCUUUCAGAGUGUUUUUUAUUAUUAUUUGUAUAGAUAUAGGAGGAACGUAAGAUGUGCAUCACGUGAGAUGUGAUUCGAGAGAUAUAUUACCAGCAGUUAUCGUACUGUACAUGUGAAUAGGUGUCUGAGCCGAUUGUUGCGUCUGAUUUGCCACACACACAUCGCAGAGACUUCCUAGUAGUGGUCGACCGAUAUAGUUUUUAUUUUUUUUAUGGCCUUUCCGAUACAGAUAUUGAGAAAGCAUGUGUGAGCAAUAUAAGGCCGAUCUAACAGAAAUGUAAAGACAAAUGAGAGACAAACAAAAUGAGAGAAAAUUGAUGAAGCAUAAUAUUUAUAGACAUACCCCUUUUAAGUACUUGAAAAAUAUCUACAAGACAUAUAUAAUGUGGAUGACAGAUAUUGCUGCACAACUGGGUGGUGUUGUGUGUAACACAACGUAACUUCACAUUAAAAAGUGUAUAAUGAUUGGUCAUUUUACUGUCUGUCAGACUGUGGCUUAACAUCAAAGUUUCUUUUCAUAAAAAACAGAAAUUAAGGAACAGAAAGAUUUAUUAGCAUUUAAAAUGUACAAAUAUCGGCCGAUAUAUCGGUCCAUCAUGACUUCACAGUGGGCAAUUGAUGUAAACCGAACGUCACGGAUAUUGACCUACAUAUAAAUGAAACCAAUUUCCGUUUAGGAAUUACAUCCAUUAUGAAGUCUUGACUAAUAUUUGAUGUCAAAUUGAUAUCAAGGUGCCCGCUGGGUUGGAAGUGACGACUACGUGUAUGAAUCCUCGGAUUGAUUAUUCAUGCAGGAUUCACUCCUGAGCGCUUCACAUACUAUAGUGAUGACCAUAGCAAUGAUUCAGUGUCUCGCUGCUGUAAACCAUUCAUGGAUUCGAUUUUGUGACUUGAUCCUGCGUGAGGCUUUUAUUAAUUACAGAAGGACAGUGUUAAUAUAAACGGUCAUUUUAUUUAUGUAUAUACAACUGCUGAUUUCAAAUAGCAUCGUGUUUUUGGACUUUAACAGGCUGGAUUCAUUUUUUUGUGAUUUUCUCACACCUCGUACAAGCCGUCAGGGUUAGAAAGAAAGCGACAUCACUGCAUUUUGAUAAAUCGUGUUUCUGUAUACAUUACAGAUUUAAAGUGGACAUAUCACGAAAAUCUGACUUUUUUCAUGUUUAAGUUCUAUAAUUGGGUCCCCAGUGCAUCUAUCAACCUAAAAAAAAGAAAUGUAAAAAGAAAACCCAGUAACUUAGUUUUGGUAAACCAUUCUCUGCAAGCAUGUGAAAAAAUAGGUCAUUGAAAUUUGGCUCCCCUUGUGAUGUCAGAAGGGGAUACCACCCCUUAAUCUGCACUAUUAUAGAGAUUAACGCAUUCCCCGCCAGCCUUUUUUUUUAAGUUGCCGCCAGCAUUUUUUUGUGAUUUUCACAAAAGUUUCACAAAAUGACUUCUACACUGCAAAAAUGAUUUUCAAGACAAACAUUUCUUAGUAUUUUUGUCUUGUUUUCAGUGAAAAUAUCAAAAAAUUCUUAAAUUAAGAUGCUUUUUCUUGAUGAGCAAAAAGAUCCAAGAAAAGAAGUCUAGUUUUUAGACCAAAUAUAUCAAAUUUAGGUUAUUUUGUGCAUAAAACAAGCAAAAAAAUCUGCCCAUUGGGUAAGCAUUUUUUUUUCUGAACUUAGUGUCUAAGAAAAAGAGUUUGAAGAUUUUUGCUUACCCCACUGCACUGCAAAAAAUGAUUUUCAAGAAAAUAUUUUCUUAGUAUUUUUGUCUUGUUUUCAGUAAAAAUAUCUAAAAAUUGAGCAAAACGACCCAAGAAAAUAAGUCAAAUUUUUAUACCAAAAUUAUCAAAUUUAAGUGAUUUUGUGCAUAAAACAAGCAAAAAAAUCUGCCAAUGGGGUAAGCAAAUUUGUCUUUAAUUUUUUCUUGAAUUUAUUGUUUAAGAAAAAUGUUUAAGAUUUUUUUGCUUACCCCAUUGGCAGAUUUUUUGCUCGUUUUAUGCACAAAAUCACUUUAAUUUUAUAUUUUUGGUCUAAAAACUAUUUCAUGGGUCAUUUUGCUCAUCAAGAAAAAGCGUCCUAAUUUAAGAAGUUUUAGAUAUUUUUACUAAAAACAAGACAAAAAUACUAAGAAUUUUUUUUCUUGAAAAUCAUUUUUUGCAGUGUGGCAGUUUUUUUUGUGCUUGUUUUAUGCUAAUUAAAUUUGACAUUUUUUGUCUAAAAACUAGACUUAUUUUCCUUGGUCAUUUUUCUUAUCAAGAUAAAGCAUCUUAAUUUAAGAAUUUUAAGAUAUUUUUACUGAAAACAAGACAAACAUAUUUUUCUCUUGAAAAUUAUUUUUUGCACUGUAGGAAUAUUUUCUUCUUUAAACAUACAAGUAUAUCAAAUGAAAGACAGACCCUCUGUUUUCAAACAAACAAACAAAACGGGAAAAAAAAUUCAUCCUAUCUAUAUUUUUUCUCUGCUUAUAAAUUCCUAAAUAUGAGUAUUUUUCUUUAAAAAGACAUUUGAUGAAAAGAGAUUCUUUAUCAAAAAGCUGAAAUAAUAGCAUUUUUGUGUAGGAAUUUUUUUAUGGAUCAGAUUCAGAAUGAUUAUCAAAACAAACACAGAGUUUAAAAUGAGUAAAUAACGUUUUGGCUUCAGUUUUUUUUUCAUAAAUUGGCCAUCUAGGGUAUUAUCGCGGUAUUGCAGAUUAACAUAAAAAUUAUCAGGAACUUUGUUAUGCAAAUGUUUUCUCUUGGCGUGGAAAGAGUUUAAAAUAAUCGACAGCACAAUAGAGUUUUAAUUUCAACAAUCCACCAUUAUGGCGAUCAGUGUUUGCAUUUCAUCAUCUCAUUUGCAUUUUAAAGAACACACACAAAAUGGCACAUUUUUGUUCACACCUACAAAGUAGCAAUUUAAACAUGUUAUCAUAAAUGACCUAUAUGGUAUUCUGAGCUAAAACUUCACAUAUGUACUCUGGGGACACCAAAGAUUUAUUUGACAUCUAAAAAAGUCCUUGAAAUGUCCCCUUUAAUGUACAUGAUUUUUCAGGAGUGAAUUUGUUUCCAGAAUUCAGUAGUGUAACCAAAUAGUUUGCGCUUGCUAAAAGCUGUUGACUAUUCUGCGAUUUUGUGCGAAAACAGUGUGGAGUGACAAUCAAAUUUAUCUGCAGUGUGUACGUGGCCUUUCAGAGCAAACUGAAUACUGUACGUCAAGUGUUGUGGUUUAGCUUCUCAACCAUUCCUGAAACAAAGUAUCUCAUCCGUUUAGGAAUACUAUCCAGAUAUGAUUCUGCUUUGUUAUUUGUCUUGCAUCGCCUUUUCUAACCCAACAAGUUGCUUCGAGUUUGUAAGUAUUCGUCUCCGGCUCAUUCCUUUGGUCUUUUUUGUGCCUAUCUACUGUCAGACUUUGUGAAUCACUUCCAUUGGACUUUACAAGUUGUGACCAGAGAUUUAACUGGACAUGAAAAAAAAGAAGCGCUUUGUUUAUACAUUUCAGUGCUGUUAUUGUGUAUUUAUAUCUAUUGUUAGCCAUUUAUACCAGUGAGGAGUGGGUGAUAUGUUUUGUUUAACUGUUACGACCCAACGCUCAGAAAUAAACCAUGAUGUUCUUUAACCGUC